Messenger RNA from Lipotes vexillifer (Yangtze River dolphin), 708 nucleotides. Lineage: Eukaryota; Metazoa; Chordata; Mammalia; Artiodactyla; Lipotidae. The record is from RefSeq and is a predicted model, not a curated record.
AUGCAGUGCGCAUGCUCAGGGCUGCACGCCUUCCCGUCGGCCCUUGUGCGGCGUGUGCAACGUGAUCUGGGUGCGGAGCUGAACGUAUUGCGUCUUGGCGUCUCCGUUCUUUCUGCCUGGCUGAGACUCACCAGGAAGGCCCUCGAGGUCGUCGUCCUUCUCGCGACAGGUGUCAUGGCCACCAUAGCUCUCGUCCUGGUGGCCGGAAAGGGAGGGCGGUGGGCGGUGGAGUUCCAGCAGCCCGGUGAUAAGCAGCCUCAACAAGAGAAGCCACUAACUAAAAGUCAGGACAUUAUACCUGGUCAAGAGAAAAAGGAUGAAGGAGCAUCUUCAGUUCAAGGUGAAGAUCCGCAGGCGGACUUCCAGCAGCCCGGUGAUAAGCAGCCUCAACAAGAGAAGCCACUAACUAAAAGUCAGGACAUUAUACCUGGUCAAGAGAAAAAGGAUGAAGGAGCCUCUUCAGUUCAAGGUCCUGCCUUGGAAGCUAAUCAACAGGAACUGGCUCAGCCAAAGACUGGGUGUGGGUGUGGAGAUGGUUCUGAUGUCAAGAGGAAGAGACUGCCAAAUCCAGAGCCCAUUAAAGAGCCAGAAGCAGGCUUUGGAUCACAGACCUUUGUCAGGAACUGUGUGGCUGGGUCAGAAGUCAUGCUGAAGACUGGUGUCAGCCCCCCUCAGCCAGGGCUCCUUAGAGAAAAGAUACUUAUCUAG